Molecule: messenger RNA, 582 nt
Organism: Pocillopora meandrina
Lineage: Eukaryota; Metazoa; Cnidaria; Anthozoa; Scleractinia; Pocilloporidae
Source: the annotation of a GenBank genome assembly
AUGGAGCUUCAAUUGGCCAGAACAAUUCUGGAACAUUUAGAAUGUUCUUUUGCACGUCAAGAGGCGAAGCUUGACUGGCUUUUAGAGAUGAAGGCUACACUGGUCAAGGAAAGGACUGCUUCUAGACUGUCCUUGCAGUUUACUCCUUGUCUUCCUUUACACAAUCAGACCAAGAAAUUUUCCAUUUUAGCACCGACCAGCUGGCCUGUGAAUAGGUCCCCUCAGUAUCCAACAAAAACACGUCAGAUGAUGCCAAUAUUAGACCUAGAGAGGCUACCAAGUGAUUCCAACUUAACAGGUGAGUUUUUUGUCUUAUACUUGCAACAACUUUCAUGGUUGGUAGCAAUUUGAGAAUUGAGGUGUUUAUAGGCUAAAUACCACACUUUACUUUUAGAAACCAUUACAGUUGGUGGAUUUGAGGGUGCGCGGUUGUCUUGUGAAGAUUACAACUAUGCAGUUGCAGCAUCAAAGCCUUCAGCAAUGACCUUAAGGCUUUUAGAAAAGCUCUUUUCUAAAGAGGUGCUACUUUGCUCAACUCUAUGGAAUUCUCUGGCCUUGAUCAAACAACGAUUUCAGCUGUAA